AUGAACAACCAGCAGGUCCUGAAGUUCAAUGGAACUCAUAUAAGAAACAUCCAUCACUUAGCACACCUCAUUGACAUGUGCAAAGAUAAGUAUCUGGUUUUUGAGUUUGAAGACAAUUAUGUCGCCGUGUUGGAGAGAGAAGCUUCGAAUUCGGCUUCUUUGUGCAUCCUCAAAGAUUAUGGAAUUCCCUCAGAAAGAUCCGCUGAUUUGCGUGAGCCAUAUGUAGAUCCAAUAGAUGACACCCAAGCACUUGACCAAGGUUUUGGUGACAGCCCUGUGUCAAAUCUUGAAAUUGGCUUCGAUGGACUGGUGUGGGCAUAA
Eruca vesicaria subsp. sativa (arugula) is the source of this 321-nucleotide messenger RNA. The record is from the annotation of a GenBank genome assembly. NCBI's taxonomy places the organism in Eukaryota, Viridiplantae, Streptophyta, Magnoliopsida, Brassicales, Brassicaceae.